CAAUUCACCUAACGUAACUGACGCACUUUCUAGAACCUCGACGACUCUGCUGGCGCUACUCACUUUAUUUCCAGAAUAGCUAGCAAACGUGAGUCUGACGCAGCCUGCCUUUCAAACAGUUCACUCCACGGGGAGCUGACAAUUGAGGAGCUGUUUCUGCACCAAGGCGGUUCCGUAACACUCGGUUAGUAAGAACUGAACCCGCAGUAACUGUUGCUGUGCGCUAAUGGGAAUAUUUAAGUGACCAAACAGUGCGAGCUGACGGGAGACUAGCUAAGUUAGCAAAACAUCAACAACGCAAACAUCGAGGGGCAGGGCAGCUCGCUCAGGUCGGCGUAGCUAGCUUAAUGCUUCUGGUUAACUUAAUGCAAAGUUAUAAUAACAUACAACGCAAGGAUGAAGCUGUCAUUGCGUAUUAGCGUGUCAUAGCCAGGUCUGUUUGUAAACGAUGACAUGACACAGUGGCAUUGUUGCUAACUUGCUGUCCUCAUGUAACGGUAGACAUAUUUAUAGUUUGUGCGUCAUGUAGGUUACAGAAAAUACCAUUCUGUCGCCUCAUCUGAUUGGUGUCAUUACUGAUAUUCCAGAUCAGAUCCGUUUGUAGUUAUCUACCGGUGUGUCUCUUCAAAAUCAUUUCAUCGCCUGGACCUUCCAUCAAUCUGCUGCCACAAGCAGUGAAGUGGCGCGUCUGCCAGACAUGUAUUCAUUUUCAGGCCCCACAAGCCUCCCUGAAUUUGAUCUCGGUCCUCCAAGUACGUCUGGUCACCUGCAGAGAGCAACACUCUCUAACAACAGCUGGGAGGCACGAUGCCUCAGGAAGCACAGGAGGAGAGUUGAUGAUGAGGGAUGCAGUGCCAAGAGGAGGAGAUUAAUGCUGGAGGCAGAAGUGGACAUUUCGGAGAACACGAACACUAGCACUCCUCAUGAGUGGCCACCAGCAAGAAGCUGCCCUCCUGUGUCUGCACAGCAGGCCAGUCCUGCUCCUCCACAGCCCUGCACGGCCACCCAGAGCUUAACUUUGCCACAGCCUUUAACUUUGCCGCAGCCUUCCAGCCUCUCUCUGUCCCGACCCGAGACAGAGGGCUCCUGCAUGGAGAUCGAGGCAGCACAGAGGAAACUUCAGGAGAUCGAAGACAGAAUUACAUUGGAGGAUGAUGAUGAGGAUGAAGAUCUGGAUGUGGAGCCGGCUCAGAGAAGGCCGGUGCUGGUCAUCUCUGACAGUCUGAAGGAGGGUCUACAGCGCGGCAUCAGCGACAUCCUACCCCAUACAGUAGCCCAGUCUGUGAGUCAUUCCUGCAUGGAGCUGGUGUUGUGGCGACCCCCAGACGAUCCCUUCUCUCGGAAGCGAAGGGGCUCGUUACAGAAACAGCGCAAACAACAAACGGUAUCUCGGCAGCCUCUGACUCCGUGUCCAUCUCCCACCCCUCACAGUCCCUCCAGUCCACCUGCAGAAACACACUCCUCUCUGUACAGCUUCCCUGUGGCCCACAGCUCUGGAGAGGAGGACAUGGAAAUGUGAUGGUGCUGAUGAGUGGAAAAGACAUGCCAAAGUUAAAAGACUGGAUAUGUCGUCAUAAAAAAGACCAUAAAGGACUCAGAAGCACUUGAAGUUGGUCAGUUUGGCAAGGCAUGUUGGUUAUACAUGAAUAUCGUGCUUUUUUGAAAAGUUGGUGCAACACACGUUUUACUUUAAAGUCAUCAGUUGAAGUUUUUUGGCUGUUAACCGUAUGUGAGAUAUAACAAAAUGACCUGAUUUAGCAGCUUUGUUCAUUUAAAUCUCAAAGGUAACUCUUGAUCUCAGACCUUUGGAAAGUGCUUCAGACAGUCUUACACAAACCAUUUUAUAUAACGUACACAAUUGACCUUUGCCCUGAGAAGUGAGAUCAUUCGUACAUAAUUUUGCCAAGCGUGGCCAGCGACACACUGAUGUAUUGUAAAUAUGACUUUGUUCUUUGUUGAAUAUCAGUGUGCAGCACCUUAGUUUUGUAUAGUUUGUAUGUUCAGCUCCUGGGCGUCGUUAACAGGACGCCAAAGUUGGUCCUGUGUGUUCACGUUCGCUCACAGCGUGGCUUCCUACGUGCAUUUGUACUCAUGGUGGAUAGAUAAUCUUCCUGUAGCGCUUAGCAAGUAUGCCAUCUGUGAGCUUUGAGGAAUUUUGUAAAGAAGUCGUGGAAAUGCGCCUUUUUAUGAUUUUAUUGUAUUUACAAUCAGCCAUCGAGUGUUAUUUUUAUUUGUUUCUAAAUAAAAUGUUGUCCAUGUUGAGGGUCUGCAUGGCAUAGUUGGUUUUCAGGGGGUGACAUUUCGAUUUUGUUUAAUAAAUGCAGUCCUCUUUGUGGUUCAACAUCGUCAUGCUUUAAUCAUCACAUACAAGAGUCGAGGUCCAGGAUUAACGCCUGUGUACACACAUACAGUACAUAAUGUAUAACAGUAACAGUUGUUAAUUAACAAUAAU
This is a messenger RNA of Acanthopagrus latus (yellowfin seabream), 2452 nucleotides long. RefSeq names its product coiled-coil domain containing 117 (gene ccdc117). NCBI's taxonomy places the organism in Eukaryota, Metazoa, Chordata, Actinopteri, Spariformes, Sparidae. The transcript has 5 exons. The record is from RefSeq and is a predicted model, not a curated record. Bases 698 to 1519 code for a protein of 273 amino acids.